Messenger RNA from Thlaspi arvense, 1434 nucleotides. NCBI's taxonomy places the organism in Eukaryota, Viridiplantae, Streptophyta, Magnoliopsida, Brassicales, Brassicaceae. The record is from the annotation of a GenBank genome assembly.
GUUGCAGCUUGGGAUGCAAAUCUUGUCACUCCACACAAACGCAUGGGGAAUGGCAGCAUUAGUUUGGAGUGCCUAUGUGAUGGAAAUUUGCAUGAGGUGCUGGUAGAAUUGGAAGGAAUGGGAGGUGGUGGAAAGAUACAGCUUGAGGUGAGGUAUAAGAGUUUUGAUGAAAUUGCUGAAGAGAGUAAGUGGUGGAGGAUCCCCAUGGUUAGUGAAUUUCUUCGGAGAUAUGGUUUUGAGCCUGCUCUGAGAAAGCUUGUUGGUUCAGAUACGGUGCAAGCACGUGAAUUUGUGCAGUAUGCCUUUGGGCAGAUAAAGUUAUUAAAUGAUGCUUACAACCAGAUGGAUUGGCUAUCAAAACUCAAUAGGUCUGGGACUGAAAAUAUUGAGAAAUCUAGCAAUGUUGUUGUUGAGUCAGCUAUAUCUGCAGAAGAGAAUAAAAAGAAUAGAGGAUACUCUAAAAUUGAUGCAAACUCUGAUAGAAACAGCAACCUACCAGAGGGUGACAUGAACAAUGGUGUUAUGGAUAAUGGGGAAACCUCUUCAGCAGUGACACAUGAUGGUGAUGCACCAGAGUCAGAUAAGCAUUUCUGGAAAAACUUUGCUGAUCUUGUCAAUCAAAAUGUUGUUCAGAAACUUGGCCUCCCUCCUCCUGAUAAAAUAAAGUGGGAUGGAUUUGACUUGUUGAAUAGGAUUGGUUUGCAGUCACAAAGAAUUGCAGAAGCAGGUUUUAUUGAAUCCGGACUUGCAACGUCUAAAGGUCAAGAUGCUAACAUUGAAGGAAGGGGACCUCUGAAUCUUAGCAACGUUGAGUCUUCAAUGGCAGAUGUUAAGAAGGUCACCCAAGAGCUAUUGCGGCAAACUGAUUCCAUUCUGGGGGCCCUGAUGGUUCUAAAUGCCUCAAUUUCACAAUUAAGCAAAGAAGGAAGUUUGUUCAGAAAGAGUGAAAAGAAAGAAGAUUCUUCUACUAAAAUGGGAAAUGAUGCCUCUCAGUAUCCCGGUAACGAAAAGUUUGUAAGCCCUCUGGAUGUACCAGAAAUGGAUGAAAAGAAAGCUGAGGAGAUGAGGGCACUCUUUUUGACGGCAGAAAGUGCCAUGGAGGCUUGGGCAAUGCUUGCUACUUCCUUGGGCCAUCCAAGUUUCAUUAAAUCUGAAUUUGAGAAAAUAUGCUUCUUAGACAACCCAUCCACUGAUACACAGGUGGCAAUUUGGCGUGAUCCAGCACGAAAAAGAUUAGUUGUUGCUUUCAGGGAACAGAACAAGUGGAAGGAUUUGCGAACUGAUUUAAUGCUAGUUCCUGCAGGGCUGAAUCCUGAGCGGAUAGGUGGUGAUUUCAAGCAAGAAGUUCAGGUUCAUAGUGGAUUUUUAAGCGCAUAUGAUUCAGUCCGGACUAGGCUUCUCUCUCUUAUUAAAUUAGCUGUGGGAUACAUGUAA